GGCUUGCAUUUCGCCAACUCUUUCUCAGUUUCUGUUCCUUAUUAGCAACACCAACACCAUCAACAGUUCAACACCAACACCAACAAAAACAAACAAUACAAAAGCUUCAUGCCCCUACAGAGACCUUGUCAAUGGCAUGUCAUGGAACAAAAUCUUUCACUUUUCUAAUUCUGUCAUAUCAUCCUGGCUGUCCAUUUUAGCCGUCCCUUUUCUGCCGCGAUUUCAAGAGAAUAAUCCGGGUCAUAUAUACACUUCUCUCUCUCUCUCCUUUUCUUCAACCUGCUUUACUACAUUCUUGCCAAAAAAAAAGGUGUAGACAUAUUCGGGGAGGGCAAUAGUCUGGGCGUCUUUGUUAUAUAUGAGUGCUUGAUUCCCCUGCCCUUUUGUUGAGCUUACUUUGAAUAUCUAGAAAAAUGUGUGACACAAUGUCUGGACCUCUUGAUCGACCGUUUAAAGCAGGUACAAUGUCUGGACCUCUUGAUAGACCUUUUAAAGCAGGUCUUGAAAAAUCUGACCAUGAAAACUCUGAGGAUGAGAGGAAGACAAGACUUGGAUCUCUCAAGAAGAAGGCAAUCAGUGCCUCCUCCAAGUUUAGGCAUUCCUUGAAGAAACGGGGUCGGAGAAACAGUAAAGUCAUGUCCGUUGCUAUUGAGGAUCACAUUGAUGCAGAAGAGUUGCAGGCAGUGGAUGCAUUCCGCCAAGCACUUAUCUUGGAAGAACUACUACCCUCAAAACAUGAUGAUCAUCAUAUGAUGCUAAGAUUUUUAAGGGCUAGGAAAUUUGACAUUGAGAAAACAAAGCAAAUGUGGACUGAUAUGCUUCAGUGGAGGAAGGAGUAUGAAGCAGACACAAUCAUGGAGGACUUCGAGUUCAAGGAAAUCGAUGAAGUCUUAAAGUACUACCCACAAGGACAUCAUGGAGUUGAUAAGGAAGGAAGACCUGUUUACAUUGAAAGACUCGGUCAAGUUGAUUCCACCAAGCUGAUGCAAGUCACAACAAUGGACCGCUAUCUCAAGUAUCAUGUACGGGAGUUUGAGAGGACCUUUGCUGUUAAGUUGCCAGCAUGUUCCAUUGCAGCAAAGAAGCUCAUUGACCAGAGCACAACUAUUUUGGAUGUGCAAGGAGUGGGGCUUAAACAUUUAAGCAAAUCAGCAAGGGAACUUCUUCUGCGCCUUCAGAAGAUUGAUGGUGACAAUUACCCAGAGAGCCUGAACCGCAUGUUCAUCAUUAAUGCUGGUUCUGGAUUUAGGAUCUUAUGGAAUACUGUCAAAUCAUUCCUUGAUCCCAAGACUGCUGCAAAAAUUCAUGUCCUGGGCAACAAAUACCAGAGCAAGUUGCUUGAAAUAAUUGAUGCCAGUGAACUUCCAGACUUUUUCGGUGGUACUUGUACUUGUGCAGACAAGGGUGGUUGCCUGCGUUCUGAUAAGGGCCCUUGGAAUGAUCAAGAAAUAUUCAAGAUGGUUCAAAAUGGUGAGGCCAAAUGCCCAAGGAAAAUACUGACUGGCAUUGAGGAGAAGACAAUCUCUGAAGAUGGGAAUGCAUGCCCAAAGAGGUAUGAUUCUUUCAGCUCAGAAUCAGGUGAUGUUCCAAGGGAUUAUGCAGAAGAACCAAAACUCUCUUCUGUUCCUGAAGCAUUUCCCAUCACCAAAAAGUACCAUAAUCCCUAUAACAGCUUUGUUCCAAUGGUUGACAAGACUGUGGAUGCAGCUUGGUCAAAACAAGUACAAAUUGCUAAAUUCUCUGUUACUAAAGAUUGUUACCCGGUGCAAGGUGCUUCGAAGGACCCCAAAGGAAUAACCAAUCAUAUUAUUGCCGGGAUCAUGGCCUUUGUUAUGGGCAUUGUCACUAUUGGCCGCUUGACAAAGAACAUGCCAAAGAAAGUCGCUGAAGCUGCCGUCUAUAACAGCUCUGUCUGCUACGAUGACACAGUGAUUAAAGGCCAUCAGUUGCCAUCACCUGCCAUCUCCACCACAGACUACAUGACAGUGAUAAAGCGCAUGGCCGAAUUGGAAGAGAAGGUGAAUGUUCUCAGCAACAAGCCAGCAGUCAUGCCAGCUGAGAAGGAGGCAAUGCUGAAUGCUGCACUAAGCCGUGUUGAUGCCCUGGAGCAAGAGCUAUCCUCAACCAAGAAGGCACUCGAGGAUUCUCUUGUUCGACAGCAGGAGCUCGUGGAUUACCUUGAGAAGGAGAAGAAGAAGAAGAAGAAGAAACUGAGCCUAUUCCACUGGUGAGGUGAUACAGGAGCUGGAUAACGAACACUGCUCCAAAUAAAUACUUAUUAUUUUCUAAGUUGGCGGCGAUGUUGAUUUUGAGUCCCAGGGAUGCUGUUUGCUGCAUUCAUUUGAUGUUUUGUGUUUGCUUUGUCCAAUUAUUAACUAAAUGGCUUUGUCUAUUAACAGUGUGUGGUACAUUCACACUUGUGUAUAUUUUGAAUGAUUAAUACUUGUGUUAGUUUUACGUAAAUCUUCAUGAAUUUUGCAGUUUUUAUUAAAGUGUAUUUUCUUCUGCCAAAAGAAAAGGUAGGGGAAAAGAGCUACUGCACAAGCUUGGCGGUCAGAGAUGUACUUUGGUUCUUAGGCUAGAAGGUGAAGUUAUUCGUUUAAAGUCUUCAUUUUCUCAAAUGAAUUGGAGGAUUAAACUCCAUGUAUGUAUAAUACCUAUACAGCUUUUCUGAUUAACACAAUCGUGUAUUUUCCCCUGCCAAUUCAUGAUACAAUUUAGGUGCUAGACCUGU
Molecule: messenger RNA, 2734 nt
Organism: Quercus lobata
Lineage: Eukaryota; Viridiplantae; Streptophyta; Magnoliopsida; Fagales; Fagaceae
Product: phosphatidylinositol/phosphatidylcholine transfer protein SFH3-like
Exons: 15
Coding region: 414-2231 (605 amino acids)
Source: RefSeq, a predicted model, not a curated record